ACCUCAAAGAAUCAUGACCUCCCUCCUCGACAAAGCACUCUUCCACCUCCUCUUCAGUGACAAAAAGAAGAAAGUCACUCAAUUCCUACGCACCACCACACCUGACACUCUCCUCACCUCCCUCCACACCAAACUCCUCCGUGAAGCCAAAGCAAUCACCACCACCAAUCCCCAAACUAUCUUCAACGCCUCAUGCAUCAGAGACCCGUCAUCACAAACGCAGCCUUACUGGACGCAAGAAAUCCUCCAAGCCCAUCUAGUCAAAACCCACCCCACGACCACUAUUUCCCACGCGACCAUCACCCUCCUCUGGUCCUGUUUCUGCCGCUACGCCUACCACCCCUUUCCAUCCGAUGCUGCAGCCAGUAGGCUGAAGCUCGAGCUCCCCGCCUUCGAGCGCGCAUUCACCCUCCUCUGCCUCUCCGGCACGAAGCUCCUCGGCCUCGUCGAGGAUGAUUUCGGGUACUGCUGGGGGCGAGUGGAGGAGUCGUGUAGCUGCCCCCGACGGAUGACCCGGCUCUUGCGGAGCAUCAGCGUCAGCGUCAGCGUCAGUAACACACCCGUCCUCAGUCCAGACCCCCCAACUUCUGCGAAGGGGAUAAUGGAUACAUCCCUCACCGACGAGGUAAUCGACGCCAUCCUGCCUGUCUGCCCGGCUCACCCGAAAGUGUUUCCCUCGGUGGAGCAGCUCGCGCCGCUGGCGGGGCGGUUGCUGCGCGAGAGCGGGGAGGGGGGAGAGGAGCGGGAGUAUCGGGUCAGAAAGGCUGAUCUGGCGGCGUGGCUGGGUUUGAUCCUUAGAGUGGGAGUCUCUGCAGGGUCUACGUGGGGCAGGGGGAUUUAUUACGGGUCUUUCGACGAUGUUGGGAAUGAAACGGAGGAGUUAGCUCGAGGACUGGCGAGUGCGGUGUGCUCGGGGAAGGAGGAGGAGGAGGUUCUUUCAACGGAGUUGGCGGUGCGGGGGUUGGAGGUUCUGCCGAAUCUGGAGCAAGCUUUCCAUCAGCUCUGGGCUACGAUAUUUCAACCACCCAGACAGCCAGGGGUAGAAUCAAGCAUAGAGGCAGAAGGAAUAGAGACAGCAACACGAACAAGGACAGCAACAGAUAAGGGUACAGGGCCAGACACCCUCCUCCACGCAAUCUCCCUCUUCAUCCCCCCGUUCCCUCCCCACAGCCGAGCCGACAUCCACCGCAAAGUCAAGCCCAUCACCUUCCACAAACGCUUCGACUCGACAGAGGACGGCUUACAUCUGGAUCUGGCUGCCUGGAUUUUCCAACAGAAGGUCUCUCCGGCCGAGAAACCCCCGAAAGCACGGCUUGUUCUCUUCGUGGGCCAACCUCAUCCUACCGAUGAGAAUCUGCAGGUGCACCUGAAUCACUCGGACGAGGAGGACAAGCACAUGAACCCGAACCCCACUGACAGGAAAAAGAACAGCCCCGUAGUCGUGGGAGCAUUCUUCCCGGCCUCCACCACCACACAGAAAAGAACGACAGACAUCCUCGCCGAACCAGAACUUCUCUUCCAGCUCCGGCCUUCUUUCACUUUAACCCAGUGCAAUGCUGAAAGCAGGACCAGCGGAGGACCAGCGGCGUCUACCUCCCAGGGCGACAAUCACAAUACCGACCCCGCCGAGCACACUGAUGCAUCACCCGCAUCCUCAGAAUGCAUCCGCAUCGGAAUCCCCAACAUCGCGGAAAUCCAGCUAGACCCCGCCACGCGCCACACGAUUGUUUUCCUACCGUGCAAGCCUGUCGCUGCUGCUGCUGCUGCUGCUGCCGGUCGGAUAUCAAAUAGCCAUAGAAACGUGGCGACGAGGAGUCCUUGUGGUACCUCAUCGGAGAAAGACGUGACUAGCGAGUACACCACCGCACCCGACAACACAGGAGAUCCGCACGACACAACCACCACCAGCUUCCAACUCACCAAUCUCACCAUCUGGGAUGUAGAAGGGGGUCCGAAUUACGAUUCUUCUUGGUGA
Molecule: messenger RNA, 1975 nt
Organism: Aspergillus saccharolyticus JOP 1030-1
Lineage: Eukaryota; Fungi; Ascomycota; Eurotiomycetes; Eurotiales; Aspergillaceae
Exons: 4
Coding region: 14-1975 (653 amino acids)
Source: RefSeq, a predicted model, not a curated record